ACACACACACACACACACACACACACACUGUGAGACUUCGAUAGACAGAAACUGGAUGCUUUGGCAGCAGGGACACGGCACAACUUUAUUUCAAGAACAGAGGAACACACAAUGAAAAGUCAUUUAGUUGUACCUGCAUGUUUGCUGCUGCUUUGGACGCUGACAGCCCCUGUCAGUUGUAAUGAAGAUAAGAAAACUACAGCCACUGAGAUAAAAGUUGACAGUCUCCAUGAUCGGAUUAAGGUUUCCUGUGGUGUCACACCAUCAGAAAUGUCUUUGGAUUACAAGGAUGAGAACACCGGAGAGUAUGAAUGGUGCGGGGAAACAAUCUAUGUGAAAUUUCGGACCUGUGACAACUGCGUGGAGUUUGACAUGGCCACAAUAACGGGAUUAGCUAUAGGAGAAUUGGUGGCUACGAUCGUGAUAGGAGUGGCAGUCUAUAUCAUUGCAUCUAAGACUCAGAUUGGUCCAACUACCUCUGUCAAGAAAAGCUCUGACAGACAGCAUCUUGUUCCAAAUGCUGCCAGAGGGGGGGCAUCCAAUGAUCCUUACCAGGCUCUGAAACCUCGCCAGAGAGACACGUAUGAUGAGCUGAACCGCAGAAGAUAGAAGGGGCUGUGGUCAACCCCCCCCCCCCCGAUUAAAAGCUUACAUCUGCAGAAGGGAAAAGUAUUACCCUCAUGUAAUUUGCUCUGAAUGAUGCUGUUAUAGCUUUCCACUCAACAUUUAACUACGCCUGUAAGAUAUUGCUCUUUAUAGACCUGAAUGGCACUGUAUGUCUUAGGCAGGUGUUUAUCAGACUCUCUUCUUAUUUUGAUAAGAUUUUAAUUUAAAUAGUUUUUACGUUUUCCUCUCUCCAUACUGUAAGUACGGCUUGAACAUGUUCAUUGAAACAAAAGUGACAUUGCAAAAUAAAAAAAAAUUAAGAAGAAAA
Molecule: messenger RNA, 934 nt
Organism: Trematomus bernacchii (emerald rockcod)
Lineage: Eukaryota; Metazoa; Chordata; Actinopteri; Perciformes; Nototheniidae
Product: T-cell surface glycoprotein CD3 gamma chain-like
Exons: 6
Coding region: 112-609 (165 amino acids)
Biological process (GO): positive thymic T cell selection; cell surface receptor signaling pathway
Cellular component (GO): alpha-beta T cell receptor complex; external side of plasma membrane
Molecular function (GO): transmembrane signaling receptor activity
Source: RefSeq, a predicted model, not a curated record